AUGGGCCCAUACGGGACGUUACCCUUCACUGUGGCCAGCCACCAAAAUGUAAUGUUGAUUGGAGCAGGGGUCGGUUACCCCAGCACUGGGGGUAUGCUCCGCCAGGUUCUGGAAGACAACAUGGGCAAGGAGGGGGCAGAUAGGAAGGCAGUCUGUUUCAUCUGGGCAGCGACAAAGAUUGAUCAGCUGCUCCUGUGCUUCCCGAGCCUUCUGGCAGACCUCUCGCGAUACGUUAGCAAACGUUCCCUCAAGGAGUUGAAGAGCUGGCUCACAGUGAAAAUAUUCAUAUCUAGCUUCGAGGCUGGAGAUUUCCUCAACGUGAACCCGAGUGAACACAUUUUUCCAGAGAGCGGCGACAUGAAGUCUGCGUUGGAGGAGGUGCGUCGCUGGCUACUCGGUCAGGACAACUCGGGAGGGCACGAUGAGGACGGCACCUACAUUUGUCAAGGAUCUCUCGGAGCGAGCUUCCCGGAUGUGCUGAGAAAUAGCGUGUUUACUCGCGACAAAGUUGUAGGAAGGCAGACCUCGCUUGGGGUAUGUUUCUGUGGUCCAGCCGCGUUAGGCAGCUGGAUCAGGAGUGACCUCGCGAACACGAUUCUGCCUGUCAAGGUGGAGUACAACGCAGAGUGCGCUGGCGACUAG
Prorocentrum cordatum is the source of this 642-nucleotide messenger RNA. Lineage: Eukaryota; Dinophyceae; Prorocentrales; Prorocentraceae. The record is from the annotation of a GenBank genome assembly.